AUGGACUCUCCAUUGACCCCAGGUGAGGGAGAUGAUGAGCUUGAUCGUGCGCUCAUGCAAGCAGAAAGGGCGCGGUCUCAGGCUAGUGAUCAAGUUGGCGAGCUUCAAGUUACACUUUCACUCCGCUGGAACGUCUGGGGACUUCAUUUCUACCUUGACUCUGACGAAGAGAGAUGUUUUAUCGAGGAGCUGCCCAGCUCAACGAUUGUGGAAGGUAGGAAACCCUAUUCUCAAAUUAAAGGAGGAGAGCUAAGCUACGUUAAGGUCAUUAUAGGGCUAUCCAAUGGGAUAACGAAGAUAAG
Messenger RNA from Acaulospora colombiana, 302 nucleotides. Lineage: Eukaryota; Fungi; Glomeromycota; Glomeromycetes; Diversisporales; Acaulosporaceae. The record is from the annotation of a GenBank genome assembly.